CAGGCCCCGGCUCCCGCUCAGGCCCUACUCGACCCUCUCGGGCCUCGGCUACUCGGGCCUCGGCUACUCGGAAGAUGGCGGCUUCCACGGCUCAGACCAACAGCUCCGAAGCAGCGCUUGCUGCUGUCCUGGUGGACAUGCCCGAGCUGGCUCGGCUCCUUGAGAUUGACCCGUACCUGAAGCCCUUCGCUGUGGACUUCCACAACAGGUAUAAACAUUUUUGCAUGACUUUGAACAACAUUACAGAACAUGAAGGUGGUAUUGAUAAGUUUUCCAAAGGCUAUGAAUCAUUUGGCGUCCAUAGAUGUCCUGAUGGUGGUUUAUACUGCAAAGAAUGGGCCCCUGGAGCAGAAGGAGUUUUUCUUACUGGAGAUUUCAAUGGCUGGAAUCCAUUUUCAUACCCAUAUAAAAAACUGGAUUUUGGAAAGUGGGAGUUGUACAUCCCACCAAAGCAGAAUCAAUCUAUAGUGGUGCCUCAUGGAUCCAAAUUAAAGGUAGUUAUUACAAGUAAAAGUGGAGAGAUCUUGUAUCGUAUUUCACCAUGGGCGAAGUAUGUGACUCGUGAAGUUGGUAAUGUUAAUUAUGACUGGAUACACUGGGAUCCGGAACACCCGUAUAAAUGUAAGCACUCCAGACCAAAGAAGCCAAGAAGUCUAAGAAUUUAUGAAUCUCAUGUGGGAAUUUCUUCCCAUGAAGGAAAAAUAGCUUCUUAUAAACAUUUUACAUGCAAUGUACUGCCAAGAAUUAAAAACCUUGGUUACAACUGCAUUCAGUUGAUGGCAAUCAUGGAACACGCUUACUAUGCGAGUUUUGGUUACCAAAUUACAAGCUUCUUUGCAGCUUCAAGCCGGUAUGGAACACCUGAAGAACUAAAAGAACUAGUUGACACAGCUCAUUCAAUGGGUAUAAUAGUCCUCUUAGAUGUUGUACACAGCCAUGCUUCAAAGAAUUCAGAGGAUGGACUGAACAUGUUUGAUGGGACAGAUUCCUGCUAUUUUCAUUCUGGUCCUAGAGGGAAUCACAAUCUUUGGGAUAGUAGAUUGUUUAUCUACUCCAGUUGGGAAGUUUUAAGAUUCCUUCUAUCAAACAUAAGAUGGUGGUUGGAAGAGUACGCCUUUGAUGGAUUUCGUUUUGAUGGUGUUACCUCCAUGCUCUAUCAUCACCAUGGAAUAGGUCAAAACUUUUCAGGUGAUUACCAUGAAUAUUUUGGACUACACGUAGAUGAAGAUGCCUUGAUUUAUCUCAUGUUGGCAAAUCAUUUGGCUCACACAUUGUAUCCAGAUUCUAUAACAAUAGCUGAGGAUGUUUCAGGAAUGCCAGCUUUGUGUUCUCCAGUUUCCCUGGGUGGUUGUGGCUUUGACUAUCGAUUAGCCAUGGCAAUUCCAGAUAAAUGGAUACAGCUACUUAAAGAAUUUAAAGAUGAAGACUGGAAUAUGGGCAAUAUAGUUCACACCCUUACAAACAGACGCUACCUAGAAAAGUACAUUGCUUAUGCAGAGAGCCAUGAUCAGGCACUUGUUGGUGAUAAAUCACUGGCAUUCUGGAUGAUGGAUGCAGAAAUGUAUUCGAACAUGAGCGUUCUGGCACCUUUUACUCCAGUCAUUGAUCGUGGAAUACAGCUUCAUAAAAUGAUUCGACUCAUUACUCAUGGGCUUGGGGGUGAAGGUUAUCUCAAUUUCAUGGGUAAUGAAUUUGGGCAUCCAGAAUGGUUAGACUUCCCAAGAAAAGGAAACAAUGAGAGUUACCAUUAUGCCAGAAGGCAGUUUCAUUUAGCUGAUGAUGACCUUCUCCGCUAUAAGUUCCUAAAUAACUUUGACAGGGAUAUGAAUAAAUUGGAGGAAAGAUAUGGUUGGCUUUCAGCUCCACAGGCCUAUGUGAGUGAACAGCAUGAAUCCAAUAAGAUCAUCAGCUUUGAGAGGGCAAAUCUUCUUUUUAUUUUCAACUUCCAUCCAAGCAAGAGCUACAGUGAUUAUAGAGUUGGAACAGCAUUGCUAGGGAAAUUCAAAAUUGUGCUAGAUUCAGAUGCAGCUGAGUAUGGAGGACACCAGAGAGUGGACCACAAUACCAAUUUCUUUUCAGAGCCUUUUGAACAUAAUGGGCGUCCUUAUUCUCUUUUGAUAGCAACAAACAGAGCUCGAAAGAGUCCUAAAAUAGCCAUACAUGCUGCAGCAUCAGCUCCACUAGCUGAAACUGUGAAGCCAGGGAAUAACUGCAUGUGUAUUACUGUUGAAAUAUAUUUGCUAAGGUCAGAGUAUCUCACAAAUGCUAAAAAACGAUAG
Molecule: messenger RNA, 2279 nt
Organism: Orycteropus afer afer
Lineage: Eukaryota; Metazoa; Chordata; Mammalia; Tubulidentata; Orycteropodidae
Gene: GBE1
Product: 1,4-alpha-glucan branching enzyme 1
Biological process (GO): glycogen biosynthetic process
Cellular component (GO): cytoplasm
Molecular function (GO): hydrolase activity, hydrolyzing O-glycosyl compounds; 1,4-alpha-glucan branching enzyme activity; cation binding
Source: RefSeq, a predicted model, not a curated record